This is a messenger RNA of Necator americanus (New World hookworm), 1692 nucleotides long. RefSeq lists its product as uncharacterized. Gene Ontology annotation, biological process: nervous system process; regulation of membrane potential; signal transduction. The transcript has 18 exons. Bases 1 to 1692 code for a protein of 563 amino acids. Gene Ontology annotation, cellular component: plasma membrane; synapse; neuron projection. Gene Ontology annotation, molecular function: excitatory extracellular ligand-gated monoatomic ion channel activity; transmitter-gated monoatomic ion channel activity involved in regulation of postsynaptic membrane potential; transmembrane signaling receptor activity. The record is from RefSeq and is a predicted model, not a curated record. NCBI's taxonomy places the organism in Eukaryota, Metazoa, Nematoda, Chromadorea, Rhabditida, Ancylostomatidae.
AUGCAGAUAAGAGGGGCCGAUUUACCCAUUCUUAAGCUCUCAAAAUUUGAAAAAAUGGGUAACUCGCAGAGUGACUCGAUCAGUGGACAUUAUGCCUGUAUUAUAGCCGCUAUGGCCUUCACCUUUAUUCUCACCUUUACCGUUUCACUCGUUGCAGCCUUAGAUGAAGAAUGUGCCAAAUGUGAUUUACGUUCGUCGUACUGUAAAAUUUGGGAGGACGGCGCAAAAACAUGCGCCUGUCGUGACGGGUUCGAACAGAUGCCUAACGGCACCUGUCAAGUGUCCGGCCCAUUGAUCUCAAAAGUGAGUGACGACCCAUCUGAGGAACCGUUUUGUGUCCUGGGUCAAGCUGAGAAGGCUGCUACGAGGAUCCUCACUGAGUUGCUGUCGAAGUACGACCGUAAUCUCGUGCCUAAGAUGAAGGGCGUUGACGUCGACGUUGAGCUGUUGAUCCAACGGGUUUCCGAGAUAUCGGAGAUUCAGUCCGCAUCUACCAUGCACAUUUUAUUUAGCCAGAUCUGGCACGAUCCCGGAUUAUCCUUUGAGCAUGAAGAAGGAGCGCAAUGUCUCACUAAUCUCUCCCUUUCUCAUCGAAUGGUGGACAACAUCUGGUUGCCGAAUGUCUGUAUUGUAAACAGUAAAGGUUCUGUCAUCCAUAAAAGUCCUACGCCAAAUAUUUUUCUCGCGAUCUUCCCUAAUGGCACUGUUUGGAUGAAUUACAGAAUAGUCGUGGAAUCUCCGUGUGAAAUGGAUUUCAGCUUCUUCCCGAUGGAUCGCGUUAUGUGCACAACAAUCUUUGAAAGCUACUCUUUCAACGUUGGAAAGGUUCGUCUUCAUUGGAAACGACAAGGUCAACCGGUAGAAUUUAUAGACGAGGUGAAGCUGCCUGAUUUUCAUAUGACAACGUUUAUUCACGAGAAAGCAACAUUUCAAUAUCCUGCGGGAGUUUGGGAUCAACUCAAUAUUAAGUUGUUCUUUCGAAGAUCAUACGGGUUCUAUAUACUUCAAAUUUAUCUUCCCACAUAUUGUAUGGUACUGAUUAGUUGGAUCUCGUUCUGGCUGGAUCGAAAAAGCCUUCCGGCUCGAGUGACGCUCGGCGUCUCUUCACUCAUGGCACUUACUUUACAAUAUAGUAAUGUCGCAAGGAGUUUGCCUAAGGUAUCUUACGUGAAAGGCUUGGAUUUGUUCAUGUUCGGUUGUGUUGGCUAUAUUUUCCUUUCGAUCGUUGAACUCGCUGUUGUUGGGACCUUAGAGAACAAGAAAAUUAGGUCUAACGAGGAUUUCUUAUCCGAUGAAGAAGUUAAGAAAAGCGUUUUUCAACGAACUUUUUCGUCUAAAAGCUUCCGAUCCGGCUAUGGACCAACGCGGGGUUGCGAAUCCAACUGCGGUUCACCGGAAGAUUGGCAAAAGCACUCAUGGAAUGACAGAACCUAUGUCGAGUGUCCUGAGCCGAAACCUCCCGGAGGGAAUUCGCCUCCAGACCUCGAAGCCGACACCAAUAAUCAGAUGCUUGUGUUCGUCCGACAACGAAAAGCGUCAAGAAAAAGACGCCGGCGAUUGGUCUCGGGACGAUUAUUUCAUAAAUGGUCUGGUGAAGAUAUGGACAGGUUUUGUCAAAAGCUGUUCCCGAUUAGCUUCACAUUCUGUAACUUGAUAUACUGGAUGUACUACACAGCGAAGUCAAAGGACUGA